Truncatella angustata is the source of this 606-nucleotide messenger RNA. Its product is annotated as AhpD-like protein. The coding region runs from base 1 to 606 and encodes 201 amino acids. The record is from RefSeq and is a predicted model, not a curated record. NCBI's taxonomy places the organism in Eukaryota, Fungi, Ascomycota, Sordariomycetes, Amphisphaeriales, Sporocadaceae. The transcript has a single exon.
AUGAGCAAAACACAGAACUGUUUGGUGCCUUACAUUGAGCUCGAGGAUGCACCUCCCGAGGUCGCAGCGGCGAUAACUCAUUUGCCUUACCGUCGCAACAUAUUCCACCUACUCGGACACUCCCAUGGCGCCUUCCCUCGCCUGAUGAGUGUGUAUGCCUCGUUCUUCGAUGGCAAACGACGCAUCUUGCCACUUCUAGACUGGCAGCUAGUCGUGCUACGCAUCUCUGCGGUGCUAGACGCUGAGUACGAGUGGGAUGUCAACGCGCCAGUCGCACGUAUCAAUGGCAUGCCGGAGGCGGUGCUCGAAGCCUUGAAAGGCACUGUGAAGGCGGGCCCCGAGGCUGUCAUGGCAGAAAGAUCUUUCUCCGACCGCCAAAAGGCCAUAUUGAACCUUGUCGACGAGCAGCUGGCCACCUACAACAAUGAGGAGCGCACGGUCAACCAAGCCAGGGAGCUGUUAAGUGUCGAGGAGUUGGUGGAGGUCUACAUCGUUCUGGGAGUUUAUGUUCUUAUUGCUCGUAUCACAAAAGGAUUGCGCAUCGACCUUGAUGGUGAAAUCCCCGGCUUAGAAGAUCAUCUCAAGGCUGUAGUCACUGGUAAUUGA